UAGUGUGUAUGUAAUGUAAAUAGUGUUCCUAGUGCUGGACAGGAGAAAGGGAGUUAUAGAUUCAAUGUUUUUGAUAAUUAAUUGAGUUAAACAUUCAUUAUUAAAUCAUAGAAGUGAUAGCUAACAAAAAGGGAUAAAUUUUCCAAAGGGAAAUGUUAGAAGAUAAAGAGGGAAGAGAGAUAUUGAAGAUCCGACUCUGUUAUUUAGGAAUUUGCAGUUUCAUGCUUACUGGGUUCUUACUUGAUUAAUAUGUACAAAUUUAUGAGGCCAUGGACGUCAGGACAAGACUUGGUCUCCUUAAUGCGAUGGUUGGAAAACUGGGUAAAAGGCGGGAUGGUUUUGCUAAUAAAGUUUUCAUGUGUCAUGCUCAAUUUUUUACGUAGUGAAUCUGGUGUUUUUCUUAGCCUUUUCUUGUUUUAAGUAUAGAUUGAAACUGUGUCUGGGACAUUGGUACUAUGAUGGGUGAAUUCACAACUUGCAAGGAUUUUGAAUUGGGUUGACCGGCCUAUUCAGCAGGAGCGGUGGGUGCUGGUUUCACCUCAACAAAGGCAUGGAUGUUCAAUUGUUGAAGUCUACAGGAUUGUGGAAGAGACGGUCAAUCAGUUCUUUGCUUUGGAAGUUCCAAUGAGGCCAGGAGAACUGGGUAGCCUCUUUUGCGGCAUUGAUAAUGCAUUUCAAGUAUAUGCAAAGACCGUUUUAGAUAAGAUUGCUAAUAAGGAAGAUAUUGUUCCACCUGUGCCUAUUUUGACGAGACACUCAAGGGAAAGUGGAAUUAAGGCAUUUGUAAAGAAGGAGUUGAAGGAUACAAGGAUACCAGAUGUCUUGAAGUCUGUUGAAAUUGACGUAGCGGCAACAUCAACGCUUUGUGUGCAGUUGAAUAGCCUUCAUGCAAUGGAGUCUGCAACAAUAUCAGAUAAAGAGCAGAUAGAGUUCUACAUGACAUCUUCAAUCGAAAAUGCAUUUACAAGGGUAAAGAAUUGUUACUUGUUGGAAAAGGAAACUUAA
This is a messenger RNA of Solanum tuberosum (potato), 1005 nucleotides long. RefSeq lists its product as uncharacterized. The transcript is spliced from 5 exons. The coding region runs from base 625 to 1005 and encodes 126 amino acids. Lineage: Eukaryota; Viridiplantae; Streptophyta; Magnoliopsida; Solanales; Solanaceae. The record is from RefSeq and is a predicted model, not a curated record.